GUUAACCUUGUAUUAUGUUGGAAUAGGAGUUACUGCCUUGAUUUUUGGCUACAUACAGAUUUCGUUUUGGGUUAUGACUGCAGCUCGACAGACCAAGAGAAUUCGAAACCAGUUUUUUCAUUCAGUUUUGGCUCAGGACAUCAGCUGGUUUGACAGCUGUGACAUCGGUGAACUUAAUACUCGCAUGACUGAUGACAUCAACAAAAUCAAUGAUGGUAUUGGAGACAAGAUUGCUGUGUUGUUUCAAAACAUGUCUACUUUUUCUGUUGGCCUGGCAAUUGGUUUGGUGAAGGGCUGGAAACUCACACUGGUGACUCUGUCCACAUCCCCUCUUAUAAUUGCUUCAGCAGCCAUAUUCUCUAGGAUAGUUAUUUCAUUAUCCAAUAAGGAAUUAAAUGCCUAUUCCAAAGCUGGCGCUGUAGCAGAAGAAGUCUUGUCAUCAAUCCGAACAGUCAUAGCCUUUGGGGCCCAGGAGAAAGAAAUUCAAAGGUAUACGCAGAAUCUAAAAGAUGCAAAGGAUGUUGGUAUAAAAAAAGCUAUUGCUUCAAAACUCUCUCUUGGAGCUGUAUACUUCUUUAUGAAUGGAACCUAUGGACUUGCUUUUUGGUAUGGAACCUCCUUGAUUCUUAGUGGAGAACCUGAUUAUACCAUCGGAACUGUUCUUGCUGUUUUUUUUAGUGUAAUCCAUAGUAGUUAUUGUAUUGGAGCAGCAGCCCCUAACUUUGAAACGUUCACUAUAGCCAGAGGAGCCGCCUUUAAUAUUUUCCACAUUAUUGAUAAGAAACCUACUAUAGAUAACUUUUCAACAACAGGCUAUAAAUUGGAAUGCAUAGAAGGAACUGUGGAAUUUAAAAAUGUUUCUUUCAGUUAUCCAUCAAGACCAUCUAUCAAGAUUCUGAAAGGUCUGAAUCUCAAAAUUAAGUCUGGAGAGACAGUAGCCUUGGUCGGCCCCAACGGCAGUGGGAAGAGUACGGCAGUCCAGCUUCUGCAGAGGUUAUAUGAUCCUGAUGACGGCUUUAUCACUGUGGAUGGUAACGACAUCAGAACUUUAAAUGUGCAGCAUUAUCGAAAACAUAUUGGAGUGGUCAGCCAAGAGCCUGUUUUGUUUGGAACCACCAUUAAUAACAAUAUUAGAUAUGGACAAGAUGGUGUGACUAAUGAAGACAUUGAGAAAGCAGCAAAGGAAGCAAAUGCUUAUGAUUUUAUAAUGGAAUUUCCCAAGAAAUUUAAUACCUUGGUGGGGGAAAAAGGAGCUCAAAUGAGUGGAGGACAGAAACAGAGAAUCGCAAUUGCUCGAGCUUUAGUUCGAAACCCGAAGAUUCUGAUCUUAGAUGAGGCUACGUCUGCCUUAGAUACAGAAAGCGAAUCAGUAGUUCAAGCUGCACUGGUGAAGGCAAGCAAAGGUCGGACUACAAUUGUAGUAGCUCACCGGCUUUCCACUAUUCGAAGUGCAGAUAUGAUUGUGACCAUAAAAGAUGGGAUGGUGGUGGAAAAAGGGACACAUGCUGAAUUAAUGGCAAAACAGGGUCUAUAUUAUUCACUUGCAAUGUCACAGGAUAUUAAAAAAGCUGAUGAACAGAGAGAAUCGGUGACUUAUUCUGCUGAAAAAGAUACCAGCUCAACUCCUCUGUGCUCUGUGAAUAGCAUGAGGUCAGAUUUUACUGACAAGUUUGAGGAAUCCACCCAAUAUAAAGAGACAAAUCUUCCUGAAGUUUCUCUAUUAAAAAUUUUUAAAUUAUAUAAGUCUGAAUGGCCUUCUGUGGUUCUGGGGACACUGGCUUCUGUUCUAAAUGGAGCUGUUCAUCCAGUAUUUUCCAUCAUCUUUGCAAAAAUUGUAACUAUGUUUGAAAAUGAUGAUAAAACCACAUUAAAACAUGACGCAGAAAUUUAUUCCAUGAUAUUUGUAAUUUUGGGUGUUAUUUGCUUUGUCAGUUAUUUUAUUCAGGGAUUAUUUUAUGGCAGAGCAGGGGAAAUCUUAACCAUGAGAUUAAGACACUUGGCAUUUAAAGCCAUGUUAUAUCAGGAUAUUUCCUGGUUUGAUGAUAAAGAAAACAGCACAGGAGCCUUGACAACAAUGUUAGCCAUAGAUAUAGCACAAAUCCAAGGAGCAACAGGUUCAAGGGUUGGUGUCUUAACACAAAAUGCAGUUAAUAUGGGACUUUCAGUUAUCAUUUCCUGCAUGUGCGGAUGGGAGAUGACACUGCUGAUUCUGAGUGUUGCUCCAGCACUCGCUUUCACAGGAAUGAUUGAGACAGCAGCAAUGACUGGAUUUGCCAACAAGGAUAAGCAAGCACUUAAGCGUGCUGGAAAGAUAGCAACUGAAGCUGUGGAGAACAUACGUACUGUAAUGUCAUUAACAAGAGAAAAAGCCUUUGAGCAAAUGUAUGAGGACGCGCUUCAGACUCAGCACAGAAAUACCUUGAAGAAAGCACAGAUCAUUGGAAUCUGUUAUGCAUUCAGCCAUGCCUUCGUAUAUUUUGCCUAUGCAGUGGGAUUUCGAUUUGGAACUUACUUAAUUCAAGCAGGACGAAUGACCCCAGAGGGCAUGUUCAUAGUUUUUACUGCAAUUGCAUAUGGAGCUAUGGCCAUUGGAGAAACACUUGUUUUGGCACCUGAAUAUUCGAGAGCCAAAUCUGGGGCUUCACAUCUGUUUGCUUUGUUGGAAAAGAAACCAACUAUAGACAGCUAUAGUCAAGAAGGGAAAAAAACAGACAUGUGUGAAGGGAAUAUACAGUUCCGAGAAGUCUCUUUCUUUUAUCCAAGUCGCCCAGAUGUCCUAAUCCUUCGCAGUUUAUCUCUCAGUAUUGAGAAAGGGAAGACAGUAGCAUUUGUUGGAAGCAGUGGCUGUGGGAAAAGCACUUCUGUCCAACUUCUGCAGAGAUUUUAUGACCCAGUGAAAGGACAAGUGCUAUUUGAUGGUGUGGAUGCAAAGGAACUGAACGUACAGUGGCUCCGUUCCCAGAUAGCAGUUGUGUCUCAAGAGCCUGUGCUCUUCAACUGUAGCAUUGCUGAGAACAUUGCCUAUGGUGAUAACAGCCGUGUUGUGUCAAUGAAUGAGAUAAAAGAAGUAGCAAACGCAGCGAACAUCCACUCUUUUAUUGAGGGUCUCCCUGAAAAAUACAACACACACGUUGGACUGAAAGGAACACAGCUUUCUGGCGGCCAGAAACAAAGACUAGCUAUUGCAAGGGCUCUUCUCCGUAAACCAAAAAUUUUAUUGUUGGAUGAGGCCACUUCAGCUCUUGACAAUGAGAGUGAAAAGGUGGUUCAACAUGCCCUUGAUAAGGCCAGGAAGGGGAGGACCUGCAUAGUGGUGGCUCACAGACUCUCCACGAUACAGAACGCAGAUCUGAUAGUGGUUCUGCACAAUGGAAAAAUAAAGGAACAAGGAACUCAUCAAGAGCUCCUGAGAAAUCGAGACAUAUAUUUUAAGUUAGUAAACGCACAGUCAGUGCAAUGAUGCUGCUGGAGCUAACACAUAUUUUGAUCUUUGUGUAACGUAAAGAAAGA
This is a messenger RNA of Odocoileus virginianus texanus, 3510 nucleotides long. The record is from RefSeq and is a predicted model, not a curated record. NCBI's taxonomy places the organism in Eukaryota, Metazoa, Chordata, Mammalia, Artiodactyla, Cervidae.